Saccharomycodes ludwigii is the source of this 1035-nucleotide messenger RNA. RefSeq names its product dolichyl-diphosphooligosaccharide--protein glycotransferase OST3 (gene OST3). NCBI's taxonomy places the organism in Eukaryota, Fungi, Ascomycota, Saccharomycetes, Saccharomycodales, Saccharomycodaceae. Gene Ontology annotation, cellular component: oligosaccharyltransferase complex. The transcript has a single exon. The coding region runs from base 1 to 1035 and encodes 344 amino acids. The record is from RefSeq and is a predicted model, not a curated record.
AUGAAAGUUCUCGAACUAUUCACCAUCACUUUAUUAUAUUGUACUUCUAUAGUGUACGGAUUGUCCAAUGUCAGGUUAUUAAAGGAAACAAAAAGGAACGGUCAAAAUGGCAUAAUCAAAUUAACAGAUAAAAACUUCAAAAGGGUCUUAGAAGGCCCAAGAGACUCCUACAUAAUACUUUUAUUGACAGCUACACAUCCAGCUGUUGGUUGUAAAGUGUGUGAAGAAAUUAAUCCAGAGUACGACGUAAUUGCUGAAUCAUGGUUUCAUGCUCAUCCUGAUGGUAUAAACGAUGGUAAAAAGGGAUUGUUUUUCUCUAAAUCAGACUUUAUCGAUGGAGAUAACCAAGAAUUGUUUAAAUUUUUCCAAGUUUCCAAUGUUCCAAUAUUUAUAGUUUAUAAACCAACGGAUAAAGCGGGGCCUGAAAGUUUGACGGAAUACAGCAUGUUGAAUAUGCCAGGAGUUAACAAGGGGAAAGAACGUAUUCAACUCUUCAUCAAUUCAAUAUCACAUCACUUUCAAUUGAAUAAUUUUGUUAUUUACGAACCUAUCAAUUGGGGUUCUAGGAUUAUCACCAUAUUGGGAGUAUCAGGCAUUGUGCUUUUGUUGAUGAAAUAUAGAAACCUCGUUAAAUCGGUUUUACUUUCCAAAAUCUUGUGGGCUAUAUUUUCAUGCCUUUUUAUUAUUAUUAUGUGCAAUGGUUAUAUGUUCAAUAAAAUUAGAGGUGCACCAUACGCUGGCGGUAAUGAAAAAACUGUUGAGUAUUUCAAAAACGGUAUGCAGGAACAAUUUGCCAUUGAAACCCAAAUUGUUUCAUUUAUUUACUCUACUUUGGGAGUCGCUGUUUUGUUAUUGAUUAAAUUUGUACCAUUUUCACUCAAAUUUUACGAAAAGAAGAACAAAGAGCAUACUGCUGUUUUAGCUUAUUUAGGCAUGUCUAUAUUGUUCUUGGUGGCAAUUUUUAUUUUUUACAGUGCUUUGAUUCGAGUAUUUAGAAUGAAAUAUUCACAUUAUCCUUUUAAAUUAGGUAAAUGA